UUUCAUUUCUUCCUACUCUCACAGAGCUCUUUCUAUCCCCAACUGUUGAAGUGCUUCAUAACCCUAAUCUCAACCACACUCUGCUACUUCCGCCACCAUGGCUGCCCCUCGUCAACUCUCUCAGAAAGAAGCUGAUAUCCAGAUGAUGCUUGCCGCCGAUGUCCAUCUCGGUACUAAAAACUGCGACUUUCAGAUGGAAAGAUACAUCUUCAAGCGCCGCAACGAUGGGAUUUAUAUUAUAAAUCUCGGAAAAACAUGGGAAAAGCUUCAACUCGCUGCUCGUGUUAUUGUUGCAAUUGAAAACCCACAAGAUAUCAUUGUUCAAUCUGCUAGACCUUAUGGGCAGAGAGCUGUUCUCAAAUUUGCUCAGUAUACUGGUGCCAAUGCUAUUGCUGGAAGACACACUCCUGGUACAUUCACAAAUCAGAUGCAAGUUUCUUUCAGUGAGCCUAGGCUUCUUAUCCUCACUGAUCCAAGAACUGAUCAUCAGCCAAUCAAGGAAGCUGCUCUUGGAAAUAUUCCAACAAUUGCUUUCUGUGAUACUGAUUCGCCUAUGCGAUAUGUCGACAUUGGAAUCCCGGCCAACAACAAGGGAAAGCACAGUAUAGGAUGUCUGUUUUGGCUUUUGGCUAGGAUGGUGUUGCAGAUGCGUGGAACUAUUCGCCCUGGCCUUAAGUGGGAUGUCAUGGUUGACUUGUUCUUCUAUAGAGAACCUGAGGAGGCGAAGGAGCAAGAGGAAGAUGAAGUUCCUGCACCAGAUUAUGCCAUUGCUGACUUUAAUGCAGGUUCUAUCCCCAAUGAUGGACAAUGGCCUGCUGCUAUCGAUCAACCAUGGAAUGAUGCAGUUCCAGAGCCUAUUCCAGCAGUUCCUGCUGUCAACUGGGCAGCCCCAGAAGCUGCUGCAGGGGGGGAUUGGGGUGAAGCUGUUCCAGCCCCACAACAAAUACCUGCUCCUGGAGUUGAGUCCAUCCAAGCAACUGGCUGGGAAUAAGCUAGUGGUUUUUGAUCAUAUGAUAUCCCUUCAAUUUAUAUUUUAUCUUCCCUUUCCCAAAAGUAACAUCUGGAUUAGUCUUUUUGGUAGCUGAGAAACAUUUUCUUGUUUGAUAUGAGUUGCAAAAGUAUUGUUUACGACUUGGAAUAUUUUGGUUAAGCUGUACUUUUUAAUGUUAAUGCAGUUAUAAGUUUAUAAUUUGAGAAUGGGUUGAGGUGAUUUCCUCCUCCUGGUUCUUGGUCUACGUUUGUUGAUAAUCUAUCUAUCUACAAAAUUAUCUAUACAUUAUUUGAGA
Messenger RNA from Medicago truncatula (barrel medic), 1286 nucleotides. Its product is annotated as 40S ribosomal protein SA. Gene Ontology annotation, cellular component: small ribosomal subunit; ribosome. Gene Ontology annotation, biological process: translation. The coding region runs from base 98 to 991 and encodes 297 amino acids. Lineage: Eukaryota; Viridiplantae; Streptophyta; Magnoliopsida; Fabales; Fabaceae. The transcript has 5 exons. The record is from RefSeq and is a predicted model, not a curated record. Gene Ontology annotation, molecular function: structural constituent of ribosome.